This is a messenger RNA of Triticum urartu, 3964 nucleotides long. Its product is annotated as Pentatricopeptide repeat (PPR) superfamily protein. The record is from RefSeq and is a predicted model, not a curated record. Gene Ontology annotation, molecular function: protein binding. Lineage: Eukaryota; Viridiplantae; Streptophyta; Magnoliopsida; Poales; Poaceae.
GAGAGAUUUGAUGUGGAUUUUGACUUGCGGAAGAUUUAAUUCCUGCCAAUCUGCUCCAAACCCCUUAAAAUCCUGUGGAACCAAACAAGCCCUUAGGGAUUCCGUACCGAGAAAAUGAAAUGAAAUCACCCUGGAUGGAUCUCCGCUUCUCCGGUCUUCAAAUCCACUCCACGGUCCACGCCACGCCAGUCCGCUGGAGGUGGAAGGAUGACGCGACGCUUCUUUUAUACAGCGCCGGCAAACGGAGGCCUGGGCGGUCGCCGGAUUCAGGAGCCGGCGGGAGGAACGGGUGAGCUGGGGGGAAGGGGAUUCUCCCUCAGCGCCAUCAUCAGCGCGGAAGAGGAGAACGACGAGUGAGGUGUGGGCUGCGGCCCGUGAGUGGCGGCCAGGCACCCACGACGAGCCGGCGGCGACGCCUCUAGCUAGCAGGUGAGCUCGGAGGCGAUCUCGGGCUACGGCUGCGCGGCGUCAGCGCAUCGAGGGAGGACGGAGAUCCCCGCGCAGACGCGCUUGGGCGGCGCCGUCGUGCUGCGACGGGGGGCGGAGGAUGCGGCCAGCCAGGUUCACGCCUCAAUCUCACCUCUCAGGCCUCCAAUAAUUUGCAUCAGUCCACCGCUUCAUAUUUCCUGGAUUGUUCUGUAUGAUCCCCUCUCUCCGGUUCACCUUCCAAGCGUGAUGUCUAUGCUUGAUUGAAGCAAUGAGGAUCUUGCUCCGGGCGUGCCGCCAUUGCUGCAGGCUGCCAUUUUUCUCUCGGGCUGCCGGAGCUGCCUUCACUGCAAAUUGCGGCGGGGGUCCAUGGAGGCGGCAUCGCGUUCUAGCUGUGCAGUGUCUUCCCAUGAGAACAACUGCCGGCUCGAUUCUGCCAUGGGAAGCGCCAUCCCGUGUAACUCUACUGAGGACGAUCGAUGUUGCUCUCAAGGAUGGCAAUGUCGACCAGGCGCUGCGAGCAUUUGGCAAUUAUAAAAGCCUGCAUGGCCUUCCCGAGCCAAGGGUAUUGAAUGGUGUGAUUGUGUCACUGUCGUACACAUCUAGUCGAAGGUGGCUUCAGAGAGCGUAUGACUUGGUUCUGUCAGUUUAUCAGUGUAACGGCAAUCUUCUCAACUCUAGCUCGCUGACAAGGCUAGCUCUGGCACUUGCAAGAGAUCAGACACCUGUCCCUGCCUCUGCAGUCCUUAGGAUCAUACUGGAGAGCGGCAAGCUUCCUGACGCUGAUAUGUUGAGCAUGGUGUUUUUGCACAUGUUGAAGUCACAAGUAGGAUCCUAUCUUGCAGCUGAUGUUCUGGCUGAGACCUGCGAGUGUUUCUUGGAUCAAAUUUCAGAUAGGCGACAGCUGAAAAAAUUGGACCCAAUAAAGAACAAUGUCACCUUGUUCAAUAUGAUUUUGGAGUCUUGUGUUAACUUCAAAUGCAUCAUCACAGCCCAGAAAAUAAUGGAGCUGAUGUCAUUGGUCGGGGUUGUGGCUGAUGUGAAUACAAUGGCGGUCGCUAGCCGGGUCUGUCAAAUGGUUGGGCAGCGAGAUGAAUUGAUGACCAUGAAAGGAAGCAUCAAUUCUUUCUCCUCUUUGCCAUUCUCUCAGCAAUAUCUACAUUUUUACGACAGUUUAUUGAGCUUGCAAUUCAGUGGUAAUGACAUGGAUGCUGCUGCAGAUCUUAUAAUCGAUCUGUAUCGGCAACAAAAGUCAUGCACUUUCUCCGACAAUGAUGUGCAGAAACAAGGUGUGAUACAAAUUGGCUCUGGUAACCUAAAAAGUGGAUACAGAAUAAUGUUUGACCCCACAAAAUUGGACAAAGGUUUUGUGUUAGAUACAAAAUACCAGUCUGGACUUGUUGUUCCUAUCAGUGGAAAUCUUGUUCCUAGUGAAAAGGCUGUUGCUAAACUUAUCGUAGGCUGUGUGAAAGCAAAGAAACUGGGUGCAUUGUCUAGCUUCUGUAUUACAUUGCAUAAGGAAGAACUAAAGGGAAUUUCUGCUUCAGAUGUGAUUAAUGCAUGCAUUCAGAUGGGAUGGUUGCAUGCCUCUCAUGAUAUCCUGGAUGCUUUAGAGUCAGCUGAGAUUCCAGUCGGGGUUGGUACUUGCAUGUCUCUUCUCAGAGAAUACGAGAAUAAUCAUAAACCCGAAGAAUUCAAUUCGCUUCUCCAACAGAUACAGAAAAUAACAUCUACCAUGGCGGAAUUUCAUACUAGUCCAUCAUUUACCAUAAAGGACAUUGCCAAAAUAGUCAAGGAUGAGAUCCCCCAAACUAAAUCAUCUUUGCUUUCCAGUUUGGUUGAAGAAACUGAACACUAUAACCCUGGAGACCACUUAACCUUUGAGUUCAAUAAUUCAAUUCUUUUCUUCUGCAAGGCAAACAUGAUGGAAGAUGCUCUGGGCACAUAUAAACGCAUGAGAGAGCAAAAUAUUAGACCCAAUCUGCAUACCUUUUGCCAUAUACUGUGUGGAUAUUCGUCAUUAAGCAUGUAUAGGGAGAUUACCAUACUGUGGGGAGAAAUAAAACGCAGACACGAGUACAGAGAAAUAUCUGUGGAUAGGGAUUUGCUUGACUGCUUAGUUUUGGAUUUCCUGAAAGGUGGCUAUUUUUCAAGGGUGAUGGAGGUUAUAAGUUACAUGUCAACCCAUAAUAUUUACUGCGACAAGUGGAAAUAUAGGCAGGUCUUUCUGAAGCUGCACAAGAAUCUGUAUAGGAACUUGAAUUCAUUGCAUGACAAAACAGAAGCUCAGAGCAAAAGGAUUGAUGAUGUCCGAGCUUUCAGGACAUGGGCAGGCAUCAAAUAGAUAAAGCCGAGUACAGUGCUGUAAUUCUCUUGCUUUUUGGAAACACUUUCUGUUGCAUAGCCCAGCAGUGCAGCAUUCUUCUCCAAUGUAACAUAUCAUCAAAGUCUGGUAAUUCUAGAGAGUGGAUCACAUUUGAAUUGGGCAAACCGUUGGAGGGAGAAGUCUCUAUUUUCAUAAAUUGUGACACUAUGCUGCAACCUAUGUGGGUUGUGCCCAGUAUGCUCUAUUCAUGUCCCUGAUGAUCAAUUGUGUUGAUGCAUGGUUAUCACUGCUCGCGGUAGCAGCAGCUUCUGUGGCAGUAUGAUGCACAUAUGAAUUUGUACGAUAUCUCGAAUUUAUGUAGGUGUGCUGUGGUCCAACAAGUUUUGAACCUUUGAUGUGUAGGAUCAUGUUGGCACUGCUCGGUUAUAUUUGGAGUAUAAGGAUGCCGUGGUCGAUUUCCAGCCUCUUAGUUACAGCAUGCUUGGUCAUUUCAAGCCAACCCUACCAGAUUAUUCUCAGCAACUUGCUCUUUCAGCAGAGAAACGCAGCAGUCGCUCUUUUGCAGUCAGUGUAGGAGAUGUUCUGGGUGGCAAGAGCUCUUAAGUUUUUGCAGUUAGUUCUGUAGUUGAGUGUUUGACUACUUACUGACAGAUGUUCAGAUCUUAGCAAGAGAUGUGUCAUUGCUACCAGUUCGGUGUGCUGUUUAAGCACUUGUUGAUUCUGUUGCUGGAACCGACGAGUUUCAGGUGUAGUUUUGCCUUAGGCUGCAUGGUGCGGCCUUGUGGAAUUUAUGAAUGUGCGAGCAAGGGAUUCUCCUUCAGGUGCAUGGUUUGGUUUUCAGGUUGCUGUUGCUGUGAGAAAUUGAUCCGCGCAGCAGCACUGAUUCCUCGCUUUCGUGGAGGUAAACCGACCGUUUUUCAAUGCAAAACAGCAAAGAUCAGCCAAACCCUAGGGUUGCUAGGGCUAGGCAGAAGCUACGAGCUAGGUGCUGGAAAGAAAAGAACAUAGGAGAAAAAGUAACGUAAGGUUGUGAAAGGAUCGAUUGGGUUUUUCAAUCGGCCAUAUACCCACAUAUAUAAAGGUAUGCCUGGUUUUUGGCAAAUUGGAGUUGGACUCCUGACGUGCUGUUUCCUUGGCACAUAAGCCAAAAGGCUUUUCCUAAUCUUUCUGUAAAAGCAUCAGCCUGGGCCCAAUACUAGUAGACUUUUCAUA